Messenger RNA from Erythranthe guttata (spotted monkey flower), 3125 nucleotides. Its product is annotated as Tetratricopeptide repeat (TPR)-like superfamily protein. Lineage: Eukaryota; Viridiplantae; Streptophyta; Magnoliopsida; Lamiales; Phrymaceae. Gene Ontology annotation, molecular function: protein binding. The record is from RefSeq and is a predicted model, not a curated record.
GGCCCAUUUAAUUAUAUAUUUAUAAAUAUACGGUUUAAGAAAAUAAAUUAUUUGAUGAUACAGUAGACAUAUCUAAAUACUUCGGCAACAGAAAGCAGAAAAAUUCUCCCUCCUCCUUCCUUAAUCCGAAGAUGUUUGUGAAGUUUCAGUAUUCAGACACCAAUUGUCUGCGCGUAUUCAGCUUAGCAGAAGCCACGCCACCGAGUGUGGCGCUUUCAGUAACACCACCCAUCAAGAAACCCAAUGGUAAAUUCAAACAUAAGCAGCACAAACAGGUUUCCGAGUCCCACUCUGGUGUGGUGCACAUGUCGAAGAAGAAUGGUUUCGUCAAAGACCCACUCGGAAGAACACAGAAGAAUGUGAAUUUUCGUGGCGGCGGCGGCGGCGGUGGUGGUGGCAGAAAUGGGGUGCUGGAGAAAGAAGAUUCGACUGAAGAUGGUUUAUUGGAAAACCUAGAAGAAAGAAAUGAGAAAAAUGGUGGGUUCGGAGCGGUUUUAAUUUCUGCAGGUGGGAUUAAUGGUGUAGCGGAGGAAUUGUGUACUCGGAGUUCGUCGUCUGAAGAAAAUGUGAAAAAUGGCGAUUCUAGGAAAGAAAAUGUGAAGCAUAAUGGUUAUGUAAGAAGAUUACGUGGCAGUACUGAGAAUUGCAGCAAGAAUAGAGAUGAAACGAGUUCAAAGGGUGUGGUCGAGGGAAUGCAGACCAGGUGUUCGACGAAAUGGGCGAGAUACGGCGGUAAUAUUCCGGCCAUGUUGGAAGCGUUGGAGACCGUUAAAGAUUUGGACGAGGCUAUGAAGCCUUGGGAAACGACCUUGACGAACAAGGAAAGGAGCAUACUAUUGAAGGAGCAGUUGGGUUGGGAAAGGGCGGUGGAGAUUUUCGAGUGGUUUAAAAGGAAAGGAUGUUACGAAGUGAACGUAAUCCACUACAACAUAAUGCUCAGAAUUCUAGGCAAAGCGCGACAAUGGUGUGAAGUCGAGAGGCUGUGGGGUGAGAUGGAGAAGAAAAGGAUUAAACCGAUAAAUUCAACUUACGGUACUUUGAUUGACGUGUACUGCAAAGGAGGGCAUAGAGACAAAGCGAUGAAAUGGCUGGAAUUGAUGAACGAACGUGAAAUGGAGCCGGAUGAAGUGACAAUGGGGAUUGUAGUGCAGAUGUAUAAAAAGGCGGGGGAUUUUAAAACAGCCGAAGAGUUUUUCAAGAAGUGGUCGUCUCGUAAUUCUGCAGUUGUUGUAGGGCGUGGCGGUACGAGUUCUAGAUCAAGAAGCAAAACGGGUGUCAAUGGCGAUUCUUCCUCAGCGUCGAACGUUUGUUUGAGCAAUUACACGUACAAUACAAUGAUCGACACUUACGGAAAAGCUGGCAAACUGAAAGAAGCGAGCGAGACUUUCGAAAGAAUGCUACAGAAAGGUGUGGUGCCGAAUACGGUGACUUUUAAUACUAUGAUUCACAUGUACGGCAAUAACGGACAGCUGGCGAAAGUUGCUUCUCUGAUGGAAAAAAUGGAGGGUGCUAAAUGUUCGCCCGAUACCCGAACGUACAACAUUCUUAUAUCCCUACAUGCUAAGCACGAUGAUAUAGAGUUGGCAGCAAGAUACUUGAAGAAGAUGAAGGAAAGUUCUCUCGAACCAGAUGCAGUGAGUUAUCGAACACUACUGUAUGCGUUUUCGAUAAGGUGCAUGGUUUCCGAAGCGGAGGAGUUAAUCGCGGAGAUGGAUGAAAAGGGAUUGGAGAUCGAUGAAUUUACUCAAUCUUCUUUGACUAGAAUGUACAUCGAAGCUGGAUUGGUCGAAAAGUCGUGGGCGUGGUUCCAAAGAUUCCAUCUUGGAGGGAAUAUGACUUCCGAGUGCUACUCUGCUACUAUCGAUGCUUUUGGGGAGAGAGGGCACAUUUUGCAAGCCGAAAAAGUUUUUGAGUGUUGCCUGCAAGUGAAGAAAUUGUCUGUGCUCGAGUUUAAUGUGAUGAUCAAAUCUUACGGUAUUAGCAAGAAAUUCGAUCGGGCGUGCCACUUGUUUGAUAGUAUGGAAAAACACGGUUUAGUUUCCGAUAGAUGUGGAUAUAAUUCGUUGGUGCAAAUGCUUGCUAGUGCAGACCUUCCAGAAAAGGCGAUUUUUUAUCUAAGAAAAAUGCGCGAGCUUGAUUUGGUGAUCGAUUGUGUUCCUUAUUGCGCUGUGAUUUCCAGCUACGCAAAACUGGGGCGUAUGGAAAUGGCGGUGGAAGUUUACAAGGAGAUGAUUGGCUGUGGGAUAAAGCCUGAUGUAAUUGUUUACGGUGUUCUGAUAAACGCUUACGCAGAAACAGGAAACGUAUAUGAAGCAACUUAUUACAUCGAAACCAUGAGAAAUCUGGGACUGCCCAUGAAUGGUGUUGUGUGUAAGUCACUAAUCAAGCUUUACACGAAAGUUGGGUAUUUAAAAGAAGCUCAAGAAUCGUACAAGAAUCUGCAAUUAUUCGAGACGGGAAUCGAUGUUUACUCAUCGAAUUGUAUGAUCGAUCUCUACAGUGAAAGAUCUAUGGUUUCUGAGGCGGAAGAGAUUUUCGAGAAUUUGAAACGGAACGGAGAUGCGAACGAGUUUACAUACGCUAUGAUGCUGUGUAUGUAUAAACGGAACGGGAGAUUCGUGGAGGCGUUUUGGAUUGCGAGAAAGAUGAGGGAAUUAGGUCUAAUGACGGAUUUAUUGAGUUACAAUCAUGUUCUUGGAUUGUAUGCUUCGGACGGGAGGUACAAGGAGGCGGUGGCUACAUUUGAGGAGAUGGUGAAAUCGCUUGUCAGGCCGGAUAAUUCGACGUUUAAAUCGUUGGGGAUUAUUUUAUUGAAAUGUGGGGUUCCGAAAGUUGCUAUUGACAGGCUUGAAACGGAGAGGAAGAAGGAUCAAGAGAGCGGUGUUCGAGCGUGGGCUUCGAUUCUUACGUCUGUUGUUGACAUGGAUGAUGAUGACGACGAUGAUGAUGUGGCAGUUGAGGUUGUGUAGUUUGUGUUAAAUAAUCAGAGGUUUUGUCCACUGAUCUUGUACACUUGUUUGUUUAUUCCAUGUCUAAUGAAGCUAAGUAUAGGUUUAUUAAGGACUGUUGAAUAGCAAUAUCAGUGGCUCGAUGCUCUACUUUCGUAACCUAGAUUUUGCGGCAAA